UCGUGUUCAGAAAUCCCAUUAACUUCUCUGUCAGAAACUCAUCUUCUCCACGACAGCUCAGGCUGUAGAGUAGAACGGCGACAAAAUGGCGUGGUUGUGAAAUUCGGUAGACGAGUAACUGUAGCUGAGCGCGAUGCUCUCGAGUAUGCCCGAACGUUGCAAAUACCAGUCCCGCAUCUUCAAGAUCAACAGAUCCAGAGCGCACAGCACGAUCAAACCGAAAGCAUUUGGAUGGAUUACAUCGAUGGGGAUAACCUUGAGGACGUCUGGCCAACCAUGUCUCCGGCUCAGAAGAAAGACAUUGCCAAUCAGCUUGGACAGAUUCUCUCUUCAAUGAGGUGCCGUCAAUCAGAGACUGGCAUGAUCGGGUCUUGCAAUGGCGGAGUUGUCCGCGACUGCCGUCAACUCGACGUCUACACUGGCGGCCCGUUUCCGGAUGAGACCAGCUUUAACAAAUUUAUUCUUGAUCUAUUCAACGCUACUCCAACAGAUAUCCGCAACGCUCUUGCACAUCAUUUACGCUCAGAUCAUCGCAUAGUCUUUACUCAUGGCGACUUGACACAGCAUAACAUCAUCGUUAAAGAUAACCAGAUCCGAGCUCUACUUGAUUGGGAAUUUGCGGGCUGGUAUCCUGAAUACUGGGAAUAUGUUAAAUUCCUGGACCGUCAUGCCAAACAUAGGGACUGGAAAGAUUAUGCGCAAUAUAUAUUUCCAGAGCAAUACCACGAAGAGCUAAUCGUUUACCAGGCCCUUAGGCGCUGGCAAUUGCAAUGA
Molecule: messenger RNA, 774 nt
Organism: Aplosporella prunicola CBS 121167
Lineage: Eukaryota; Fungi; Ascomycota; Dothideomycetes; Botryosphaeriales; Aplosporellaceae
Exons: 1
Source: RefSeq, a predicted model, not a curated record